CGAGGCUGGCCCACUGUGAGAGAGAAAGGCCCCGAUCGCAGUUUGGUUCACCGGUAACCACCUCUCUGGCAAGAAGAAGAGAGCCUCCUACAUCCUUCCCUUCGUCCACAAACGUUUCAAUUGUCUUAGACUGUCCAAUAUGGCUGAACAGGACUCAUUCCUCCAUCUCGCCAGGCCCUUGGGUCCCGCUGCUGUCGGCGCACAACCUACGACUGCUCCCCUUCGAGUCGUGAUACAACCACAAGCUCUCUUCUCCAUCCUCGACCACUGCACUCGCCGCCCACCUGACCAACAACGAGUCAUCGGCACCCUUCUGGGAACUCGCUCGGAUGCCGACGAAUCCCAAGUUGUCGUCCAUUCUUCCUUUGCAGUCAGUCACACCGAAACCACGGACCAAGUCGAAGUCGACAUGGAGUACCAAAAAGCCAUGCUUGCACUGCAUCUACGAGCAAACCCCAAAGAGGUGCUGGUGGGCUGGUACGCGACCAGCUCGGAGUUGAACACAUUUUCCGCCUUGAUCCAGAACCACUACAGCAGCCAAGGCGAAGGCACAUAUCCGUACCCUGCAGUCCACAUCACCGUGUCGUGCCAACCUGGCCAGGAUACCGAAGUGAGAACGUACAUCUCAUCCCCGGUCGGCGUCAGUCCAGAGAGGGCGGCCGACUCUGCCGCUUUCAUCCCGGUUCCGUACGCGGUCAACUACACCGAAGCCGAUCGUGCGGGUGUGGAAGCACUUGGGCUGGCCAAGAACUCAGAGACGAGGACGGCAGGGGUUUUGACAGAUAUUGAGAACCUGGAACGCUCGCUGGAAGACACCCUCGGCAUGCUGGACCGCGUUGGGAAAUACGUGGAGAAUGUGAUCGAGGAAGAGGAGGAACCUUCAACGGCACUGGGUCAAUUCUUGCUCAACACUCUGGCUCUUGCACCAAAGGUUGAUCCUGCGGACAUCGAAAAGGACUUCAACAACCACAUCCAGGAUGUUCUGACAGUGUCAUACCUUGCCAACAUGAUCCGCACUCAAAUGGAUCUGUCCAACAGAUUGGCAACGGCGCAAUUAACGAUGGGCGGCGGUGAAGCAGGCACGCAGGAGAAAGGACAGAGACAGAACAGACAAGGAGGCCAACCUAGACAGAAUCGCGCGGAAAGUGUGACGGUGUCGAACAUGUGAAAGAGGAUGAAUGAUUAUGCUUGAUUUCUCUAUUUUUUUAUUACAGAAAAAAGUAUGAUGCAAAAAAGCAUACUUGUGGCUCCGGCAAUGUUGCCAUGACUUUACGGUCUUAAGCCACGAACAAGCGGCGUCUGGAGCCAUUGGAAGUGUAUCUGAAUAGCCACUCGUCCUGAAGUGAGGGCCCGGGGUGUUUGCGAGUUGAGGAAGCAGGCUCACGAGUAGUAGUCUUGCUAUGCUGUGACUCGGCAAUUGAUGAUUUUGAUGGUCGCACGAUCUGGGAUGUUGUAGGUAGACGAGCCGGCUACUGGCUUCUAAAAGAAAUACCAUUAUUGCAGC
Messenger RNA from Exophiala oligosperma, 1504 nucleotides. RefSeq names its product eukaryotic translation initiation factor 3 subunit F. Lineage: Eukaryota; Fungi; Ascomycota; Eurotiomycetes; Chaetothyriales; Herpotrichiellaceae. The transcript is spliced from 2 exons. Gene Ontology annotation, molecular function: translation initiation factor activity; translation initiation factor binding; metallopeptidase activity. Gene Ontology annotation, biological process: translational initiation. The coding region runs from base 140 to 1168 and encodes 342 amino acids. The record is from RefSeq and is a predicted model, not a curated record. Gene Ontology annotation, cellular component: eukaryotic translation initiation factor 3 complex, eIF3m.